This is a messenger RNA of Halichondria panicea, 2056 nucleotides long. Its product is annotated as hemicentin-2-like. Gene Ontology annotation, molecular function: axon guidance receptor activity. NCBI's taxonomy places the organism in Eukaryota, Metazoa, Porifera, Demospongiae, Suberitida, Halichondriidae. Gene Ontology annotation, biological process: homophilic cell-cell adhesion; synapse organization. Gene Ontology annotation, cellular component: plasma membrane; neuronal cell body; axon. Bases 968 to 1750 code for a protein of 260 amino acids. The transcript is spliced from 5 exons. The record is from RefSeq and is a predicted model, not a curated record.
GGUUACAAUGCGACGAAAACUAACAGCUUCUAUAGGCUUCUAGCCACGUUCUCUUGGAUUUUGAUUCGUGGAUUAGCAAACUAAAGCUUCUUUCUCGAGUUAUGGCUAGUUUGACUCACAUUGAAGGCUGUUGCAGUCUCUUCAGAAUCUUUCAUAGCAUCAUCUGUCUGCACAAACUUUCUAUUCAACAUAUGAGUUAGCCUUGCACUAAAGCGCUAGCUUUUUGUUAGCUACAAUACUCAGAAAAUAUCUGUUAACACAGCUAGCUAGCUAGCAGUAGCCAUUUGUGAAAUUGAUCUCUUUGGACACACCCUUUAAUUAUUCCUGUGGAUGUAAUGCGCAUGCGCGCUCAUUCCCCAUGUGUGAGAAAAUAAUAUCCAAGAUCCAGAUCCAGAUCCUCCUGGCAGAAUCAUCUUUGUCUUGAGGGCCUGGUAAGCCACAAAACACUACCAUAUAACAAUAUAGAUAACAAUAUGCAUGUACACAGGUCUUUUCUUCUUAGAUAUUAUAUACACUGAACUACAGAUCCUGGAAGAAUUAAUUUUCUUCUUUCUUGAUGUCCUGGUAAGCCACAUAAUACAAUAAAUAACAACUUACAAUAGAUGCAUGUAAAUAAGUCUUUUCUUCUCAGUGACUUUAUAUAGAUAAGCUAACUUUAAUAUAAAAUUCAUUAUAGAUAACACUCUAAUACUUUUGAGCGAAAGCAAAAACAUGGCGAGAGGCAUUAGCACAGCGCCAGCUUGAACACUAGUUAUGAUCAGUGGCUGCAUUUUGUGUCAAUUGCAUGGUAGGCCUAUUAGCCGCGGGUUAUACUUAUAGGCUUAAUUAGCUUUGGUUCCAGGCCGCAGUUGAAAGGGUUAGAUUCGAGGCUAAGACUGAAUAUAAAGCUGAAUGCAGCGAAGAAUAUGAUACUGAUAGUAUUCCAUGCACUAUCAAACAGAGGACUCAGAGGAUUAGAAGAAAUAUAAUGGCUUCACUAUUGUUAUGGAGUGUGUACUUGUUCCUAAGUGUACUGUCUCAUGCUACUGCACAAGAACUUGAAGUUUCCUUUGAAUUUGAGGUCGAACACGUUGUCAUCAAUGGCAAUGGAGCCGUUGCUCGCUGCACGGUAACUGGCUCCGACUCAUCACUGGACACUAUCUCUUCCUUCAUCUGGAAACACAACAAUACAAUCAUAGACCUAAGCAGCAGCACUAGGCACAGCGAGUCUGGGAGCAAAGGAACGAGGAGGUUGGAUAUUACUUCACUGAUGUUCAAUGAUGCAGGGAGAUACAGUUGCACUGUUGAAUUUGUUAAUCUUCAGCGAGUAUCAUCUACUACAGAUACACUUCAAAUUGGAACUGAGAUUACAGUGGAAGCAGAAUCCCUCCAGUAUGCUGUAGCUGGUCAGACCGGAGAGCUAAGAUGCACUGCACAAUCUUCUCCUCCACCGAGCAUCAAUUGGUACAGAGAUGAAAGUGAUACCCCCCUACUGCAACAGUUUGACUCAACUGCCAGUGAUUUUGGCGUGUAUCGAAUCUCCAAUGUGCAGACAGAUGAUGCUGGCCUCUACAAACGUCGAGGAUCGUACAGCUUUGGGAGCGAGGAGAAAGAAAUUCAACUACUCGUUCUAAAUCCACCGACUGUCACUGGAACACAGUUCGAUGAAACAGUAAUGGUGGGAGCUACUUUCAGCCUCUCCUGCACUGUCAAUGAUGAUGCAACUACGGCUGUUCACAGUUUGAAUCACUCGUGGACGUUCACAGUUUAAUACAAUGCAGAUUAGUGCAGCAGAUAUGAGCUGCUGAACCUUCAGGUGGACACUCGCCCCUCAUUGAUGAUUCAUUCAAAACCAGCAGCAGUCCCUACUACAUCCCAAACUUAGUUUUAAUUACUGUGUAGACUCCUAAUAAGACUUAUUGUGAAAUGUACAUUUUUAAAGGUAUCAUAUAUCAGGUUCUCUUUCUUGCAAGUUUUUACCUGAUCGCAAACGAAAACUGAGCAAUAUCACAUACCGUCUUUAUUCAAUUUUAGGUGACACUUUUUUAAGCAAUUAUAAAAGCAGGGGUCGAAAAAU